UGCCAAGGCACCGGAUUCCGGCCUGGAGGACGGCGGGGUCUGGCGUUGGGGUGGGGGCGGGAUCCUGUCUCUUUAAACGGGAGCGCGCAGGGAGCUGAGCCCGGCUGCUGGCGCCGGCCGUGGGGCUGAGGAUGGAGCUGCCCCGCCGCGUCCCCCGGCCCUGGGCCCCCCUGCGGGCCCUCUUCCUCCUGCCGCUGCUGCUGCUGCUGCAGCCCGGGGCGAGCUGGGGCAAAUACGUGAAGGGCAACAUCAGCACCAAAGAGGACUGGGUAUUCCUGACUCGCUUCUGCUUCCUGUCUGACUAUGGGCGCUUGGACUUCCGAUUCCGCUACCCUGAGGCUAAAUGCUGUGAGAACAUCCUCCUUUAUUUCGACGACCCUUCUCAGUGGCCAGCGGUCUAUAAAAAGGGAAAUAAGGAUUGUUUGAUGAAGGAGUCCGUAAUCCACCCUGAGAAUAACCAGGUGAUCAACCUCACAACCCAGUAUGCCUGGUCAGGAUGCCAGCUGGUGACUGAGAGCUCCGUAAGGUACCUGAGCUGUGCCAGUGGCCGGAGCUUCCGCUCAGUCCGUGAGCGCUGGUGGUACGUGGCCCUCAGCAAGUGUGGGGGUGACGGGCUGGAACUGGAGUACGAGAUGAUCCUGACUAACGGGAAAUCUUUCUGGACGCGUCACUUUUCAGCUGAUGAGUUUGGCAUCCUGGAGACGGACAUCACUUUCCUGCUGAUCUUCAUCCUGAUCCUCGUCAUUUCUUGCUACUUUGGCUUUCUGUUGAAGGGACGUCAGCUCCUUCACACCACGUACAAGAUGUUUAUGACGGCGGCUGGUGUGGAAGUGCUCAGCCUAAUGUUUUUUUGCAUAUACUGGGGCCAGUACGCAAGUGAUGGUAUUGGUAACAGCAGCCUCAAAAUCCUGGCCAAGCUCCUCUUCUCUGUCAGUUUCCUGAUCUUCCUUCUGAUGCUCAUCCUACUGGGAAAAGGAUUCACUGUCACCAGGGGUCGGAUCAGCCACACGGGUUCGAUCAAGCUCUCGGUGUACAUGACCCUCUACACAAUCACACACGUCGUGCUCUUCAUCUAUGAAGCGGAGUUCUUUGACCAGGCCCAGGUGCUGUACACGUAUGAGUCGCCAGCUGGGUACGGCCUGAUCGCUUUGCAGUUUGUGGCCUACAUCUGGUUCUGCUACGCCAUCCUGAUCACUCUGAAGCAGUUCCCGGAGAAGCAGCCCUUCUACGUCCCCUUCUUUGCUGCCUACACCCUGUGGUUCUUUGCUGUUCCUGUUACAGCACUUAUUGCCAACUUUGGCAUCCCCAAGUGGGCGCGGGAGAAAAUCGUGAAUGGCAUCCAGCUGGGGAUCCACUUGUACGCCCACGCCGUCUUUCUGAUUAUGACCCGUCCUUCGGCAGCCAACAAGAACUUCCCUUACCACGUGCGGACGUCGCAGAUCGGGAUUGUAGAGGAGGCGGCGGCCGGGGCCAAGUUCCCCCACCACGUGUAUGGCAACGUGACUUUCAUCAGCGACUCAGUGCCAAACUUCACGGAGCUCUUCUCGAUCCCCCAGAGCACGGGGAGCAGCAAUGCCAGCAACCCGCGCAAGCAAAUGGAGGAGACGUCAUCUGCGGACCGUACCCUGACCCCCAGCUGCGUGGUCACCACCUCAGAGCUCAGUGGGACCCCCAUGCUGUUGAAACCUUCCAUGGGGAGCGAGAGCCAGCCGCCCCCCUACCAGCUGCAUGCGCCCCAACUCCAUCAGCACAACGGCUACACCGAAUAUUUUAGCAUGCACACAACUGGUGCUCGGCCUGUGUAGGGGGUCUCCUAAUUUCCUUUUGUGGCUUUCCUGCUUCCCAUCCCGGGGUUUCUCCUCCAAUACCCCACUUUCCCCCCCGGCCUCCUCUGUUCCCUCUUAUGUCCUGACAUAUCAGACAGGCUAUUCUGUCCCGGAUCUCCCCGAAAUAGUACAGAACCGCUUCAUUCCCGAGAACACAGUUAAGCUGUAUAUAAAGGGACUCCUUCGUUUACAAGCUCCCAUUCAAUGACAGAGGGAGAGAAUCCUCACCUUGCUAGUUAUAUAAAAGACGCCCCAUACGUGUCCUUUUUUUUGGCGUGGGACAGUCUUGAGCUCCUCCGCUUUGGGGCUGGUUCUACUGGAGGGGACCAGCCAGGGACUGGAUGAACACGGGAAGUGACUCUGUUUCAUUUUUCCCAUGAGUCUGGGGGUGGGUCCCUCCCCCCCAUCUCUGCUUCAGUCAGAGAGACAGGCCUGCUUCCUGGCUGCCAUUUCCCCGUAGUGCAGUGGUGGCGAACCUAUGGCACGGGUGCCAGAGGUGGCACUCAGAGCCCUCUCUGUGGGCACGCGUAAACAGAGUCGCCCCCACCCCCCACGCACAUCUAGGCUGGCCUGGG
This is a messenger RNA of Sphaerodactylus townsendi, 2401 nucleotides long. It is a transcript of the gene TMEM145, whose product is annotated as transmembrane protein 145. Gene Ontology annotation, biological process: G protein-coupled receptor signaling pathway; response to pheromone. NCBI's taxonomy places the organism in Eukaryota, Metazoa, Chordata, Lepidosauria, Squamata, Sphaerodactylidae. The transcript is spliced from 15 exons. The record is from RefSeq and is a predicted model, not a curated record. The coding region runs from base 132 to 1805 and encodes 557 amino acids.